This is a messenger RNA of Geodia barretti, 699 nucleotides long. NCBI's taxonomy places the organism in Eukaryota, Metazoa, Porifera, Demospongiae, Tetractinellida, Geodiidae. The record is from the annotation of a GenBank genome assembly.
AUGGGUCGCAUUCCGCUGGAAAAUCCGCGAGUCAUUUAUGACCUGGGCUGUGGCAGCGGCAACGUGGCACGCCUGCUCGCCGACCGUUGGCCCGCCGCCGAUAUUGUUGGCGUUGACAACUCGCCCGAGAUGCUCACCGAGGCUGCCGAUUCACCGUCCCGGGUGCGAUGGGAAUACGGUGACCUGGCCGACUGGAAACCCGAUGCCUCGCCUUCAGUCCUGUACUCGAAUGCUGUUAUCCAAUGGGUGCCCGACCACCAGGAACUCAUUCCCCGUCUGUGGGCGAUGUUGCCCGUCUGGCGGAUGCCUGGCUGUGCAGGCCCCGAUGAGUUGGGGCGCGAAACUCUGGCGGACGGCGGAACCGGCGGGAAACCCAUCGGGAGCGCCGAAUUGCGGGAGGCAGUCGGCAAUCGGUGGGUGCAGGAUCCUGAUUUCUACUAUGACCUGCUGGCCCCCAACGCUACCCAUCUGGAUGUGUGGACCACCGAGUAUCAGCACGUUUUGACUGGCGACGAUGCCGUUCUGGAGUGGGUAACGAGCACCGGCCUGCGGCCCAUCCUCAAUGGCCUGAACGACGCCGACCGCGACGUCUAUCGGGAAGAGUACCGUCGGCGGCUCAACCGGCAAUAUCCCAGGCGGGCUGACGGAGCUACCCUGUACCCCUUCCAGCGUCUGUUCUUCGUCGCCAUCCGGGCAUAA